GUGUGUGUGUGUGUGUGUGUGUGUGUGUGUGUGUGUGUGUGUGUGUGUGUGUGUGUGUGUGUGUGUGUGUGUGUGUGUGUGUGUGUGUGUGUGUGUGUGUGUGUGUGUCCGCUCCACCAGGCUGGGUGCUGUGCAUGAGGAUUAGCUGCUGCACCCAUCCCUUACGAGCUAGCGCUGAGGUGUCGCUGCAGAUCUCACCGAUGCAGUGAAGCUGGUAAACGGCUACGCCCCCACUCCCCCACCCCAUUACGCUGACAUUUGACCCCCAGCAGAGAAAUCGUCUUCGUGUGUUUCAGCUGCUUGGCCCCGGCGUGGCCCAUGCACAGUAGUCGUUCCCCUCUUGCUCCACCUCAAACCUCAAGCUGACGCAAAACCCCAGGCACCAGGCCCCUCUCCCCCACCCCCAUUCCCACCCCAUCCCUAGUAAUUCCCCCCCUACCGCCAUGGUAUCCGGCACGGAAACGGUGCACUACAUACAUCUGCACAACUCCAGCCAGUCGGUGCUGGAAGCCCUGCGCACCCAGCGGCGCGAGGGCCUGUUCUGCGAUGUGACGGUUCGGAUACACGACGCCUCUCUGCGCGCCCACGCCUGCGUCUUGGCAGCUGGCAGUCCCUUCUUUCAGGACAAGUUGCUGCUGGGUCACUCUGAAAUAUCUGUGCCACCGCUGGUGCCCGCUGAAACAGUGAAGCAGCUUGUGGAUUUCAUGUACAGCGGCUCCCUGGUGGUGCUGCAGUCACAGGCCCUCUGCAUCCUCACAGCUGCCAGCAUCCUGCAGAUCAAGACGGUCAUUGAUGAAUGUACCCAGAUAAUCUCUCAGAGAAAGGCGGCAGCAGGGGCGGCGAGUGCAGCAGCAGCCGCCGCCGCUGCAGCAGCUGCAGGAGUUGGAGCAGCGGGGGCGUUGCUAGGGGGGGUUCACCCAAAACAAGAGGAACGUGCCAUGGGCAAAGGGAGAGAGAGCAGCAGCAGUGGAAGCUGUUCUGUUAGUAGUGCCAGCGGGGGUGGCGGUUAUGCAAACUUCUCUAAUUUCAUGGCAGAAUGUGGCGGUGGUAAUAUGGGCGGGGGGUUGGGGGGUGCUAGUGUGAGUGAGAGCGGCCCAGGCCCUAUUGAUCAAAGUAGCACUGUAAGCCUGAUGGCGCUGGGGGACAUGGGGUCCAGUUCCAUGUGUGGCAGUGAUGGGAUGGGAGCAGGGCCCGGUCCAAUGCUCAUGAAGCAGAGCUCCAGCUGCACUCAGGACGUCAGGUACAAGCUCCGAGACCUGCUGGCCCAGACGGCCAACGGAGCCAGCACCAGUAGCUCCGGCGUGGACGGCGUUGGCAGGGACAGCCUCCGUGGCAACACAGCUGACCUCUCCGAUGACCUUGUGGGGAUAGACAGGUACAGCGAGGAGGAAGACUUGGAUGGGAGAGAGCGAGGAAGAGAUGGAGACAGAGACAGGGGGGCGAGCCACAGCCGCAAGCAGAGGCAGCCGCUAAGACUCCAGGUGCUUGGAGGAGAGGGGGUGGUGGUGAAGGAUGAAGGGGUGCAGGAAGCAGAUGGCACCGUCUAUUCGUUGGAGGAUGGGAGACGGGAUCAGGACCAGGAGGGUGCCCAGGACAUGGCCGGCUUUGGACAGGAUUUCUAUGAUGAACAGGGCGUGUUCUCUGAGAGCUUCUGGCCACAGACUGAGCCUUCUCAAGCCAUGGCUUUUAACCCCAGAGGAAGAGUCAACAAGCCGUUGACUCCGCCCCCAACCUCACAGACCAUCAACAACCAGCUUCUGUUCCAGUACCCAGUGAGCCACUCUCAGCCUGCCCCAUUCUAUGUGGGCGGGCCCAUGGGAGGAAUUGACAACAUGGUGGGAACAGAACAGAGUCAACAGGCCCCGCCCCCAGGACCAAUGACCCCCGCUCCACCUCCUUCCACGCCCUCCUGCUCUGCAGGGCCUUCUCCCUCCUCACAAGGAUCUGAGACCUCAUUCGACUGCACACACUGUGGCAAAUCUCUACGCUCCAGGAAGAACUACAGCAAGCACAUGUUUAUCCACUCCGGUCAGAAACCUCACCAGUGCUCCAUCUGCUGGCGUUCCUUCUCCCUGCGUGACUACCUCCUGAAACACAUGGUGGUGCAUACUGGAGUCAGGGCCUUCCAGUGCACCAUGUGUGGCAAGCGCUUCACCCAGAAGAGCUCGCUCAAUGUGCACAUGCGCACCCACCGUGCCGAACGCACUUUCCAGUGCAACGUGUGCCACCGGGCCUUCACCCACCGUACCUUGCUGGAGCGCCACGCCCUGCAGCAUGCCCACCACACCACCCAGACCCCAGGCCCGGGUCAGGGGCGUGUAGCCGACAUGACCUCACCUACCAAGCACAGUCCUCCCAACAUGGGAGGGGCCUCAGGUAUGGCUAGCGCGGCCGGCAUGGUUUGUGGCAUGGCUAACAUGCCUGGCCAUGGAGCUUCCUCCACCUAAAGUAGAGAAAAGGAAAUUCAGGAGAGAGGAGGAGGAGGUUAGUGAGCCCAUUCCUCAAAUAAACACUUAACUGAUCUUAAAAACCUCGUAAACUUUUUGUUUUUGGUGGUGAAAGCUAACAAGUGUCAGUGUUUUAGCUUUAUGCCACCAUCAGUCAGGGUUCCUGCACAGCACAGGGCUGUAAGUCCUUUUAAUAAUCUUUCAAAUUGUGUAAAUCUAUAAAUGUUUUGGAUUUGUGGAAAUGUCUUUAGGAAUUUGAAGGGGAGGGGAGUCAAUUUCCAAAACAUACCUUGGUAGUUGUAGGUCUUUUUUAUCCUUGUGAUGUGACAUUUGUAGGUUGAUGAGCCACGUGCUCAGUGGUCACAUGAUGUUCAGCAGCCAUUUAAAACGUACAACGUCUGUUUGAGCAGAAACGUAUAGGAACCCUGUUUAAGAGGAGCAGGGAGUCACCAAAGACAUUCAGACGGGGUCGCGAUUCGAGUUACAUUCACCAUCGGUUCAUUUCAUUCAGGACAGCUAACUACAGUGUUGUGAGUCAAAAUCUAGAUUAUCAUUGAUUAUUAGAGCUGUAGGCUACGUUAAACAAGGCUGGCAUAGCAUCCAUCACGGGGAAUAACCAUGACCGUACACGGGACUUAGCUGCUCUGUCUGUAGUUCCUGCAGGAGGUAACAUCACGUUUGUGGUCGCUUCCAGAUAACAACACUAGAUCGCCAAGAAGCACUGGGAGAAUCUGCCUUUACAAGUGUAUGACGUUUAAAGAGCAAGUCACCCCCUACAAGUCUUAGCCCGCCCACCUUUGCUGUUUGUAAAAGGAGGCGUUGCCUGGCGGACCAAGAUGGCAGCGCUGCGGCAGUGACACGUACUUAACAGACGCACUAAAAUAUGCAAAUAAGGACUACACGUGUCCACAGCACGAUCAGACGCUCGUUUAUGAAGGUUAUCAGCAAAAUAAGUUGAUUGGGGUGACUUGCUCUAAAACGUAGACCUGUAGGGCUGCUCCACCCUGUGCUGGUUUAGUUUAGGUGUGUGUGUGUGUGUGUGUGGAUCGGUUCCUCCACACUAGGGUUCGGCAUCGAGCACCGAUUCUAUUAGUUUCUAGUUUUACUUGGAAUGGUUUUAAUUCCGAUUCCUAGCCUUGAUGUCGUCUGCCGGCCGGAUUAAGUGCACACCAAAUAGCGGUGAAGAAGACGCGUUUGCGCUCUAAAGCAUGAAUUAAAAUGCGUGGAGAAGUUCGACCUAAGGUUAGCCGGCUCUUUAAAACACCUAACGCUUUUGACUUCAAAGAACCAGAAUGGAGAAUUGCUAGCUGCUGGGGAACUGGAGUCGGAGCUGUUCAAACUCCGCCGAUGCCCAGCCCCACUCCACACCAAACCCUCGUUAGUGCUUUAGACCACCUGGAGAUAGUGGGAUGUCCCGACAUCUGGAAAUCCUCCUUAUGUCACCAUUAGGCUGUUCAAAGGCUUUCCGUCUGCUCUGACCUAAUCAGAGAAAGGGAAUGAGUCAAAUGUGCCUCAGUCACAGCAUAAAUAAUAUCUCCUCUAUCAGUGCCACAAGAAGACAAAAACCCAGGAAAAAGGAGCAAAUGGACCCGGUCCGUACAGGCUGAUGGUCAGCAUCGGGCUUCUGCAGCCCAGAAAGCGACACACGGUUCAGUCGCACCACUUUGAGACUGAGGGCAGUGACCUAGGUCAUUGUGUUCAUGUCUGAGCUGUGGCUGUGGGUUUUUACACCACUAGGGGUCACUAAUGAACCAAGUAGCUUCUAACCACCUGGCAGGGGCGUAUCCUUCAACUCAACCGCUGACAAAAUAAAACCUAAGUGAGUCAUUUUAUUUUGAAAGGAUUCUAGAGUGGAAACACGGCCAUGGAUGAGCUACAUCUUCAAAGACAAAUCUGAACUCAGGUCAUAGAUUUGCUGCCUCCAACACUGUAGUAUCAGCUGGGUGGUAGGAAAGCAGCGACGUGCGUUAUUCUAGAGAAUAUCGGUUUUAGCUGACAAAGAGAGUUAGUAACGGGACGUCCGGGCACUCAACAGGCCGACAUUUACGUGAGUAUUCCCUCCCGCCGCAGUCCUAGCCCUAAACAGCCGGCGGCGCUGCAGAGAAAACAACUCCGCUGCAGCAGAAGAAGAAUUGACAGGAAGUACACUGUAAAAGCUGAACGGUGUACUAAAGGACUUCCUGUCGACUCCUGGAUGAACUGAACUGGUGGUGAAUGGAGCUCUCUUGAUUCAGGAGCAAAGUGUUGAUGUUCAUGGAAGGGAGAGAGUUAGUGCAUAUUGAGAUUAGAGUAGAGCAGGAGGAGUUGUGGAGCAGACUGUCAGACGCAGCACAGCAGAGUGGAUGAAGCUCGUCGUCAUCGUCAGACUUCCCACCGGCAGCAGCAGUCAGCCCCAGCAUCAUAUACCUCAGACCCAGACACGCCUCCGACGCCUCAGAGGGUCGCUACGUUCUCUUCUAGGCUGUUUGGGGACCAUUUCAGCAUGUUUUACACACACACACACACACACACACCAACAAUUACCUCUGUGGUCCAAGAACAGGCAUUGUGCUUCAUGUCUUUUAAGCUACAUCAAACAAAGAAAGAGUGAAACUAAAGCUAAAAAGAGCCGUUUACUUUUGAAACGCUUGCUAACGUUUGAACAUCCGCAGGAGGUUGGUGCAGAAGUCAGGCGCAGCAUUAGCAACCCGCCGGAGGACGUUCAUCAGGACUUUUUACUCAGUGUUUGGCUGUUUUUAGGGGAAUGUUUUGGAUUAUUCUAAAUAAAAAGUGUUUGUUGCUUAAUAAAAAUAAAACAAAAGUUUUUCUCAUUUAGAGGAACUGAAUCAAUCGUAACAAGUACAAUCACCCAUCCAGGUUCUGACCCAGCUAAACUUGUGGUACCUUCAGCUAUCACGUUAAUAUUUGGUAGGAUUUGGUCUCUAUGCACAGUUGAGUUUGCACAUGACUUAGAUCUAGAGAUUGUCGUCCCAGAAGAUAUUUGGCCCAAGAUUGUUUCCAUUCUUCUGAUUAUGAACACCUUAAAGGUGACUUUUGAAAGACAUUAUAUAUCUUUGCUUUUACUUUUCACACAUUUACCUCAAUGUUGUUUUUUUGGAGCAUUAUAUGAAACGCAGUACUUUACCUAAGCUUUGUAAGAGCCUUCUAUUGACAGCUUUUUGUGUGGAUCUCCUCAACAGCGUGGAAACUUUGUGAGUGAUGAAAAAGGCUAAAAAAUCACUUUAAUGAAGGUUUUCAUGUAGAAGAGUGAAUUCAGCAGACCCGCUCUGUCUGGAUUUCACUAUAAAUGCUGACAUUAAAUGUCCGUUUGUAGAUGUGGACAGAUACUGCCUAUUUACCCGGAGCAGGCCUGGCAGGUGAGCUGAUUGGCUCCUGAAACCUCCGCUUGGCUCUCCAGCGUCAUGGAUGAAAUAAAAACAAACGUUCAGGAGAAGCUGGAGCCACUUGUUCUUGUUUAUAAGCUACGUGUAAAUGUUAAGGCCAAACCUUUGGUGCUUUUUGGAAACGUUACCUCAUUGCCAACGCCACGCCGGGCUCGGGUUGGGUGAAUACGCAGUGUGGGGCGGUUCUAGAGGUGGGCGUCAUUCUCAGCAGUGGGUGUGCUUUUGUUGCAUUAGUCUGGGCCAGACCCGUGUACAGUACUGUAAUCUGUGUGCUUUGAAGCCAUGUCAGCGCAUUGUAAUGUACUGUGUUAGGCCUUUCAUCUGUUUUGACUUGGUGGAGAGGCAUAUUUGUUUUUCUACAUGAGUAUUUCUUUAACACAGGUUAAACAUGUCAGGAAAAAAAGUCAUUUUUCAUUAAAAAAAGGAAAGAAAGAAAAACACCUGUCAUCUGAAAACUACUAGUUUAUGUAGAAAAGACUAAAGGCAUGAUUUCAACUCUUUUCCUAGAACUUAGAUGUUGUACUCGAUGAAUUACCUGAAUUUCAAAACUGAGUGAUUUCAAAGAUUUCUUUGUCCAAAUAAAGAGACCUGUAUGGCUCCAGAGCCAGACUCUUC
Nothobranchius furzeri (turquoise killifish) is the source of this 6445-nucleotide messenger RNA. The record is from RefSeq and is a predicted model, not a curated record. NCBI's taxonomy places the organism in Eukaryota, Metazoa, Chordata, Actinopteri, Cyprinodontiformes, Nothobranchiidae.